AUGGCUGAGGAGAGAAACCCACUGCCGCCGCCACCGCUACCUCCGUUGGGGAACGACUCUAUGGGGACUGUAGCCGCUCUUCCAACAGGCGCCGACAUUCAGUCGCUCCAUCACUAUCCACAUAGGUUCCCGUACAGGGAACUCUACCGAGGAACCAAUGGUUUCAAGCAGGAGUUGGGGAGAGGAGGUUUUGGCGUUGUCUACAAAGGCAUGCUGGCCAGAAGCAGAAUGGAAGUUGCAGUCAAGAGAGUAUCACAUGAUUCAAAGCAGGGGAUGAGGGAGUUUGUAGCAGAAGUAUCCAUCUUGGGGAGGAUGAGGCACAGAAACCUGGUCCAAUUGCAGGGUUGGUGUAGAAGAGGCGAAGAGCUGCUCCUCGUCUAUGAAUUCAUGCUAAACGGGAGUCCGGACAGCCAUCUUUUUGAGAUGAAACGGAGCAGCCUCGGUUGGGAGGAGAGAUUCAGGAUUGUAAAGGGAAUUGCUUCCGGCCUGCUGUAUCUUCACGAAGAGUGGGAGCAAGUCGUCAUGCACAGAGAUGUUAAAGCAAGUAAUGUGUUGUUGGAUGGUGAUCUCAAUGGCAGUUUGGGUGAUUUUGGGCUCGCCAGAGUCUAUGAUCAUGUGACCAACACCAAGACAACCCACAUAGUCAGGAGUUUCGGUUACAUGGCGCCGGAGCUCUCCCGCACCAGCAAGUCCACGACGAGCUCCGAUGUCUACUCUUAUGGUGUCCUGUGGAAGGAGGCCCAUUGA
This is a messenger RNA of Nymphaea colorata (pocket water lily), 747 nucleotides long. Its product is annotated as L-type lectin-domain containing receptor kinase SIT2-like. Gene Ontology annotation, molecular function: ATP binding; protein kinase activity. Lineage: Eukaryota; Viridiplantae; Streptophyta; Magnoliopsida; Nymphaeales; Nymphaeaceae. Gene Ontology annotation, biological process: protein phosphorylation. Gene Ontology annotation, cellular component: plasma membrane. The transcript has 2 exons. The coding region runs from base 1 to 747 and encodes 248 amino acids. The record is from RefSeq and is a predicted model, not a curated record.